Molecule: messenger RNA, 1151 nt
Organism: Fimicolochytrium jonesii
Lineage: Eukaryota; Fungi; Chytridiomycota; Chytridiomycetes; Spizellomycetales; Powellomycetaceae
Exons: 2
Coding region: 174-845 (223 amino acids)
Source: RefSeq, a predicted model, not a curated record
CUUUAAACGACAUCGGAAAGACUAUCGGAGGGAUCUCAUAGCCCACCGCAACUAUAACGUCCGCAACCACUAUGAUGCCUGGGCCCAACGGCGACGCCCUGCCGCACCGCGCCCUCCCCAUCCCCAACCAUCUCACUUAUCACCUUGGCGGGUGAACUGGUGUCGGUGGCAUUAUGGCUGGCAGUGGUGACACAGUCCACGGCCUUUCAAAUCGAGGGCCAAUGAUCCACGACGACGCGAAACAGCGCAAGCGUAGAUACCGGGCAAAGAUAGAUAUCGACGCGAAACGGCAUCUACGGGCAGGGCACCACCCACAUCCGCGUCCGCCGUCCCGCCACAUCCGCAACAGCAGCAAGAGCAGAACCAACGGCAAGCCGCAUCUCUCCAAGUCGUUGGCGGUGGCCUCGCACCUCCCCCAAGUGGUUCUCGCACGCCCACCACCAACGUCACCCGUCCUGACUGAGUUUGCACCAGCGUACUUGGCGUUCUCUCAGGCGAUUGGGAGCUUUGUGGCUGUUCUCGCACAAUUCGCACCCGUGGCCUCGGCCGCUUUCACAAACGCCCUUGUCACCUUCUCGGCCUCGUUCGCCAGACUUUCCUCAAAUGCGGGGCGCACGGAUGCAUACAUAUCGGAAUUGGAAAAGCAAAACGAGUGGUAUCGAAAGAAGAUUCAGCGACUGAUGUCGCCGCCAACCCCUUCUCCUUCCUUAACAAUUCUCUCAAAGUUUGCUGAGGAAAAGAGGGAAUUGGCCACACUCUGUCAAGUGGGGGAAACGAGCGAAACAUUUCAGGUGCUGCUUACCUGUUUUCCCGUCUUCCACGGAUCCAAGGCCCGUACGUCAUGACAUCCGCGAGUAUUGGGCCAACAACCUACAAAGCCGUCAUCUAUUUUGCGUACGUACGAGAAGCUAUGGAAUCAACAUUCCCAAUGCUUGGAUUCAAACAUCUCUACAGCUUAUUGUCAACCACAUCUUCUUCGCCGGCGACAAAAUGCUUUAUCUUGUAAUGGCAUGGAAUGCGGUCAUUGCGGAGGCAGGGGACCGAAUCAGAACCCGUCACAUGACGAAUCUGGAGAGGAAGCAUGCGAUCAAUCUCCUGCAGCUCGUCGACGUAGCGUUUCUCUAUGGACUGGUUAUGGCCAUGAUGCGGCU